Messenger RNA from Cooperia oncophora, 381 nucleotides. The record is from the annotation of a GenBank genome assembly. NCBI's taxonomy places the organism in Eukaryota, Metazoa, Nematoda, Chromadorea, Rhabditida, Trichostrongylidae.
AUGUCAAACACAAUGGGUAAUACGUCGUGGAAGGCUCGGCGCGGUCUGCUGCGGGCUAUCGCUAAGUUGAACUCACGAUCUGAGCGGAAUGUCACUCUCACGUUCAAAUUGGAUUCCAGUGAAUUAACAGCACAUGGUGGAGCGAUAAGUGGAGAAAUUGCACUCAGUCGACUUUUGUUGUCUGCAUCGCAUAAGAGGAAUGUGAACCAGCCUCCUCGAAAUGGCGCAAAGAUUCAACUGCGUUGGUUGGCAGCACGAGUAGAAUGGAUGAGUCGAGCAGUGCUUAUUGGUCGAUGCGAAAAGCCUGCUAUCUCACUUGGAGACGAGUUUUCCCGAGAAAGGGAUGAUGAUGGAGAGGUAAAGAGGACUGCUCAGUUUUAG